AUGAGGCUUGCCUUCUAUCUUGAUAUCAUUAAUAGGUCAUCUAGACCUAUGUCGUCAUCUGUCGUCAUAUGCGGUCCAGACCGCUUAUCUAAGCCGGCAUCUUCCGGGCUUCUCUUCUAUCUUCUAUCAUCAAGGCCUAAAGGCCCGGGUAUCGUGUCUUUGCCGUGCAAGGUGGCAGAGGGUAUAUCGGUAGCUGGGGGCUCACGCCAUGUUACUGUAACAGCCGGGUCACAUCACACAGGUAGGACCCCUGACGUUAAUGGAGAUGGCCUAGGAGGUUCAAGAUCGGGCAGAAAGGGGAAGGCAAAUACAAUGAGUGUGAUCAAUGCCGUGGUUCGAAGCAUUACUGAGUGCGAAAAGCCCAUGUGCAUGCUCCAGGAACAGGAGGCAUACUCAAAAUUGUUCUACACAACUUGUGUUCAGCCAACUGUUAAAGGAUCUCUGGAGAAAGCUGCUCAAGAACACAGGACACUUACCAAUGGCGAACACAUCACUCUUGUGAAGAAGGAGACUGCAAUGUUAUAUGCCCAGGAGUCGCCUGAUAUCAAGGACCAAGUGAAGCAGUAUCUCGAAGACCAGAAGCAGCAGAGAAUCCAAGAUAAGCAAAUCGGACAGAGGCAAAUGUGUGGUGAUUACUCAAGAAACCUUGACAAACUUGCAGCAGUUGCUAACUCAUUCUUGAAAGGGCUGGCAGAAGCAACUGGGAUGUCGUUCUCCCUCCUUGCUGGGGGUCCGUCUCCAGAAGCACUUGGGACAAUUGAUAUCUAUAGUUUUCAUGUCAGUCAAACGAAGCUAGCUGAGGCUGGUGUAUCAAGCCCACAACAGCAAGAGGGUAGUAGUGGAACUGGUGGUGACACAAGGGAUUCGUUGUUGCACUUGGAUAUAUAUAAGUCAGGUAGUACCAGUGGUAGCAUCUCUAAUGCCUUGUCCACUGGGGAUGUAUCACUACAGUGGUCUGAUAUGCAAUCAACACAACACAAUACAUCCCUCGAUGGACUCUUCUUACAAUCUCCCAUCCUUCCAGAAUCACUCACAAUGGCGCCUUUGCCCCCAUUGCCCCCUUUGCACAGCACCUGCGAUGACUGGACGCCCCCAGACUUAGAUAUAUUUCUCUCCAAUCUGGAUGUUCAGAUGGGGUUGGAGCCGCUAGCUGGUGCAUCUGAAAUAUCUACUCUUACCAUGGUCCCACUUCCCCCUGCAUCACCAUUCACUGCUAGUACUGCCACCCUGCCUCCAGACACCAGCUCAAGCAUACUGCCCACCAUCUCUCACACCCCUCAACUGGACACUACUUCCACUCCCCCCCCAGACACCAUCUUGAACACACUGCCCACCAUCUCUCACAUCCCUCCACCAGUCACUACUUCCGGUCACCCUCCAGAUACCAGCUCAAGCACCGAGUCACUCACUGGCGAACUUCCUCUCUCUUUGACAACUCCUUCCUUUGACGCGGAUCCAUUGGCACCUACCCCAGGAAGCAACUGUCUUGAUGACAUAGACAUCAAUGAUGAACCAGUGCUUGAAACACGCAGGACCAAGCACAUCCCCAAGCCAUCAACACGCAACGACACUGCAAAUACGAUCGGCGCUUCUCAGAAGGAAAACAAGCACCCCCAGGCUGAGAUGUCUUCAGACCACGGAUCCAAGAGGGAGAAAGUGUGA
Molecule: messenger RNA, 1662 nt
Organism: Suillus fuscotomentosus
Lineage: Eukaryota; Fungi; Basidiomycota; Agaricomycetes; Boletales; Suillaceae
Exons: 7
Coding region: 1-1662 (553 amino acids)
Source: RefSeq, a predicted model, not a curated record